This is a messenger RNA of Gopherus flavomarginatus (Mexican gopher tortoise), 1437 nucleotides long. RefSeq names its product polyamine modulated factor 1 (gene PMF1). Bases 16 to 633 code for a protein of 205 amino acids. Gene Ontology annotation, cellular component: MIS12/MIND type complex. The record is from RefSeq and is a predicted model, not a curated record. Gene Ontology annotation, biological process: chromosome segregation. The transcript has 5 exons. NCBI's taxonomy places the organism in Eukaryota, Metazoa, Chordata, Testudines, Testudinidae.
UCUUGGCGGUUCAAGAUGGCGGCGGCAGCGGGCGGCGAGGGCCCGGCGCGGGUGGAGGGCGAGGGGGCCCCUGGUGGCUUCUCUUCCCUGCCAGCCCAGGAGGAAGAGCCGGGCCGCGGGCAGCUCUUCAACACCGUGGUGGACGCUUUCCUGGAGAAACUAGUGGCCGCUGGCAGUUACCAGAGGUUUGCAAACUGCUAUCAUCGCUUCUAUAAACUCCAGCCUGAAAUGACCAGAAGUAUUUAUGAUCAGUUUAUAUCCCAACUGCAAACUUCCAUUCAGGAGGAGAUUCAUGAGAUAAAGAAGGAAGGGAAUCUUGAGGAGCUCUUUGCCUCGAUGGAUAGAAUUGUGGAGGAAGCAAAGAAUCGGGAGGAGCCCGCGUGGCGUCCCAGUGGGAUCCCAGAAGAAGAUAUUCAUAGCGCCAUGGUGCCGUACCUCCUGAAGCACCAGACAUACCUGCGUAGAGCCCUGAAAGAAAAGGAAGAGGAGAACAGGAAGCUGGCAGAGUCGGUCUUGGCUGGACGGGAGAGAAUCUCAGAAAUGCAGCAGCAGAUACAAAAUCGCAAGCAAGCAUGGCAGGCAAUUAGUAAAGAACAGAGAGAACUAAUCAUGAUGUUCCAGGAGCCUGAAUGAAGAGGCAGGGGAAGAUUUUGCAGGAGUUUCAUGUAUGGGGUUUAUGUUCAUCGGUGAAGCCCUGCAGAUCUUUUCGGAAGUGGGAUUCUCUGUGCAUUUACCAUUCAAUAUCCACUCAAAUUGUGCUGAAAACUUGACUUGUCAAGAGCUUUUGUGUUCAUUUGUCAGACAAAAAGGAGGGAACUGUUUACACCACCUUGUGAAAAUCGGGCUUUCUGAAACAGUCAUGAGACAGAACUGAUCAAAAUGCAUUGAAAUGAGUGACUGCACCAGGGUUUUAGGAGAAUCACCAGUAACCCCCGAUUCCCAACUAAGCCCAGCAGGAAGGAAAAUCCCACACAGGUUUUGAAAGCUGUAGCAGCUCAGUGCAUUCAUGCUGCGUUCUUUUAAAAGCUUUACCAAACAGAGAACUCUCUUUUUCCAAAUGGAAAUGAAUGUUAUACUGAUCACUCUUAUAACCACUCAUGGGAUGUCAGGAGUAUAAUGGAGCCAAUCAUAGCUGCCUUAUGCAGCAAGUAACACACAGCUACAUUUGAAAGAAAAAAACAAAUACCAAAACUUCAGCUCAUGGGGUUUCUGUCAGUGGAACAGUCUGUAGCUGUCAAGGCAAGUGACCAUCUCAAGCAGUGAGAGAGAUGUUACACCUCCAUAGUCUAUGAAUAACUUGUACAUAGUUACUUAGAAUGGUGUUUUGACAUAAUAAAACUUGGUUUUAUAAUCUUAACACCUACUACUUUUUUUUUCCCCCAAGUGCCUUCGAGCAAGAAAAAUAAACAUGUACUUAGUAGUAUCUGCUCUAACCCA